CAUUACUGUAUUUUUGAACUCCUGCUAACGUCAUUGACACCCACCUACAGUCCACUAGAAAUAUAAGUGCAGAGAUCAGUUUGUUCACAGAUUACAAGGAGACUAACCAAGAAGGGGCAAGCCAGAGCCAAAUUCACUGAUAGUCUGUUCAUCUCUUCAGCAUGUGGAAAGUGGUGCUGCUGGGUCUAUAUACGGUAGUGGCUGUGAGAGGACUGGUAAAGGGUGCUCCUUUCCAACCAGAAGAAAAAUGGAAACCUCUAGAUAACCCUAGAAACAGAGACCUGUUUUUCAGAACACUCCAGGCUUACUUUUCAAGCAGGGGUCUUGAUGUCAGGAAGCUCCCAGCCACUUUCACCGUGAACAAUGAAGGACCAAGGCCUGUCAUGCUCUACUCGGAUCCUGUUGCUUCUGCAUUUGCAGAUUAUGAAGAAAGGAAAAAUUCUUUCCCAAAUUAUUUCAAAGGCUGACCAAGGUAAACGAUGCUGCUUUUUCCUCUAAUGUUGUUACAUGUAACCAAGCAAAAGAUUUGGAUUCAAGUGAUUUUCACUUCUGUCUGAAGUAUAAAAACAGCUUAAUUUUCAGAAGAAAUUAAAAGUGUAGCAACUCUUGCCUGAAUUGGGUUUAAAAUAGUUGAGAGAUUUAUGAGGUAUGUACUACUUUGGCAGAAUAACACAUGGUUCUCAUGCAGACCUAUAUAGACCACUUUUUCGUUGUUUUCUAUUCCUCCUCCUUUUCAUGUGGAGAAGAAUUCUGAAAAUGUACAGGUAAUAGAAUGCAGCAUUUUGGUAACUGAUAAAAAUUAUCAAUUGAGAAAUAAAUUAUAACUUGAGACUAAUGGUUUCCCAUGAUAUUAUUAAGACAAUUAAUCUAGACAUAAGAUGCUGCAUUAACAAAUCAUACAUUACCUUUUAUAACUUUGCCCACUCAUGUCGUUUUGCUUAUUUCUAUGACUAAAAUUGAAGGUUGAUAUUAUCCUGAAU
Neopsephotus bourkii (Bourke's parrot) is the source of this 980-nucleotide messenger RNA. It is a transcript of the gene CUNH2orf66, whose product is annotated as chromosome unknown C2orf66 homolog. The coding region runs from base 162 to 467 and encodes 101 amino acids. NCBI's taxonomy places the organism in Eukaryota, Metazoa, Chordata, Aves, Psittaciformes, Psittacidae. The transcript has 3 exons. The record is from RefSeq and is a predicted model, not a curated record.